Molecule: messenger RNA, 3037 nt
Organism: Pararge aegeria (speckled wood butterfly)
Lineage: Eukaryota; Metazoa; Arthropoda; Insecta; Lepidoptera; Nymphalidae
Gene: Sras
Product: CAAX prenyl protease 2
Exons: 7
Coding region: 82-984 (300 amino acids)
Biological process (GO): CAAX-box protein processing
Cellular component (GO): endoplasmic reticulum membrane
Molecular function (GO): metalloendopeptidase activity
Source: RefSeq, a predicted model, not a curated record
UCAGAUUUUUACUUUACUACUUUCCUAAAAUUUAUUCCUUAACAUAAUUCUAACAAGAAAUUCUUAAAGAAAAAGAUAAAAAUGGAUCUUCUUAAUGAUAGUGAUGAAAAUACCUGCCUAUAUUCGGGACUGGCAUGUAUAUUUCUAACAUUUUCGUACGUUGGCAGUUUAUAUAUUUGGAGAUCCAAAUUAAACAGGACUGACAGCUUAUCACGCUCACCAAGUCACGAGGAUGGGGAUCACCCAAGAACUAUCAAGAGAAGAUUUUUCAGUGUGUUUUGCAUGAUGCUGAUAGCUCCAAUCUUUACAUUCACUCUAGUAAAAGAAGAAACCUUGGAAAGAGGAACCCUCCGUGAAUACAUGGGAUUCAGAUUGUCAGGGAUGAUAGCAGCAUUAAUAAUUCCCUUACUUUUAACUGCCACUUUGUUUUUGGGUCCACUGACUAUGCAUUUUAUAGCUGGAACCUGGAGAUUAUAUACAAAUCCUGUGAUUUGGAUUUCAAGUUUUCAAGAACUUGUGUGGCUGCGCAAUCAUGUAAUGGCGCCUAUAAGUGAGGAGUGGGUGUUCCGCUCGUGUAUGAUGCCACUGCUACUUCAGUGCUUAGAUCCACUUACUGCUGUGUUUACUGGACCAUUCCUGUUUGGUAUCGCCCAUUUUCAUCAUGUACAUGAGCUACUGAGCGGAGGGCAUUCAAUUAAGUCGGCAUUGUUUAUCUCAUUAUUUCAAUUCUCAUUUACAACCGUCUUUGGUGCUUAUUCGGCGUACCUAUUUUUACGGACCGGUCACUUCUUCGCGCCACUGGUAGCCCACGUAUUCUGCAACCAUCUUGGAUUCCCGAAUUUCUUCGAAGUGCUCCGCUUUCCGCUUUUGCAAAGAAUUAUUAUUAUAAUCAACUACUUCCUCGGUCUCUACCUCUGGAUUUACUUGCUCGUACCGCUAACCAGUCCCUCCAUUUACGGAAACAAACUAGAACUGCUAACUUGAAUUUAUUGUAUUCAAGUUGACUGUAACUUUUUUGUUUUUGAAAUCAAUUCUAAGAAGACCUAACUUGUUCAAGGUCAAACCAGUGUGUCACGCAUAAGCUUGUUAUUGGUUGAAAAUUUAAACGCCACCCCCGAAGUAGGUGACGCUUUGGUUUGGCCUUAGCUUUAAAUAUAUUUUUUUUUACAUUGCACGUGUAAACGAGAUAUUACUUGUUGGUAAGGUCAAACCGACUCGGCUAGUUUAUGUACAUGGUGGCUUACAAAACUGCGCUGAUUGGGCGUUUUGUGAUUGGUUGUAAAUUUAAAGGCCACCGCGGAUUCAGGCGUCGCUUCAGUUUGGCCUUAGCUGUACAUAUAUGACUAAUCUAUAACGGCUAUUUUUAACGCAAGUAUAUUGCUUUACUAUAUUCCCGGUAAAUAUGCAGGGUGUGCUAAUAAUGAUAAUCUAUGCUUUAGAGUCUAGUCUACGUAACAUGUUAUAACGUGUUAUUUAUAUAACAAAUGGUAUAACCCGCGACAUUAAAAAUAGAUUAAUAAAAGGGGGCCGAUGUCGUUCUAUCUCAUUCACACUUUCUAUUGUGCGAAACGGACAGCACGAUAUGGGUCGCCUUUUAUAAAUUUAUUGUUUGACGGCACGGGUUUUACAUGACGUGAUUUGUAAAAUACAAUCUUAAGCGUACCGUUAUAUCAUUAUGCAGAUACAUUUAAGACGAUAACCAUUUAACAUAGAACAUGUAAUUAAAAAAUGGUAAGAAAAAAACUAGGAAUUAAGCACAAAAUAAGUACUUAAAUAAUUAAUACAAAUAAAGUAGUGCUGUUUUUCACUAACUUCUCACCAAAAAGGUGGCUUACUUUAAGAAAUCUUUCUCUAUGUCAAUAAAAUUGAUGGAUAUAUUAUACCAUAUAUUAUAUGCAAUAGUUCAGAAGGGGAGGCACGAAACAGUAUACAAGUUUUUUUAAUAUUAUUAAAUCUGUCUUUCGCUUAGAAAAGCUAUGUAGCACAAACACAUCGAGAUACAUAAAAACAACACGGUCUAAAAUAGAACGGUGUUCAAAAUUUUAAAUCCAUCAGGAAUACAGGUUGUAAAUAAUCUGUUAGUGCAGGUAAGGAAGUGCUUUUUCGCAUCUAUGCAGGGCACGUCACUUCCGAUUGUUCAAUAGUCAUCGCUCAAAGUGUCUGUCUGAGUGUAAAGUUUCAAGUAAACAAAUGUUAAAAACGUUUGACCAUACAAUUCUUAUAGGGGUAUACAAAGGUAAAUGUCGUGGGGGUAGUUUCAGUCAGUCACGUCCUACGUCACGUGUCCAGCCUCUCACCGCGCGAUCCGUGCGCAUUGUCUACAGACGGCACGCACGACAUCUUUGUGGAAUAAUAAUACAUGUAUGUAUUUUGACGACCUCAAAUACGAUACGAUAUGUAUACUUAAUAUAUAUGAAUAUUAUUAUAGUGAAUCUAUAUAUAUGUAAUUAUGUUACGUGAGUCACCCACGCUUUUGUUAACUUGGAAACUUACACGAGAGGCUUUAGAUUUAUGGAAACUAGGUUAAUAUUACUUAAACUUUUAUAUAUUUCAGUUGUUUGUGCCAUUAAUACUUGUGUGAAUACUUUAGUUUAUAUAUUUAUACUCCGCUGUACCUCAACUGAGUUUUGUAUGAACAAUCAGACAUUCUUUUGUAAUAGGUAUAGAUUAGUGAUGUUAACAUAAUUUUUACACAAAAGCAUAUGUAAUUUGUUUUGGGUUAAAAGAAAAAGGUUAUUCGUAAAUAUCUGAUAGAUGUCUACUUCUGGACUUUCCUAGAUUUAUUUCGAUGACUUGUGGGCUUGACACAACUCCCUGUCACUUGCUUAAUUUCCUCUAUCCACCAGUUUCGCAGAUCUACUAGUUUAUCGUUUUCUGAUUCGGUGUCGCCAUCCAACGGUAACCUGGCCCCAUUAGUUUCGCAACUCAUUGAGUUAUGUCGGCCGUUCUGUGUCUUUAACGGAUAUCUCUUUAUGAUUUGAUCACGUAAAUGUUUAAUUUAUAUAAGAGGAAAGCAGGGGUGCACCAAUUAUAUAAA